AAGGCGUGGCCCCGUUGGUUGAUGUCAGAGCGAGGGCGGAGGGGGCGUGUCUUGUUGCGGUUCGGGUCACGUGGAUGGCGGGAGGCGCGAGGCUCGCGCUCGUGUGCGCGGCGUUAGCUGCGCUGUCGCCAGCGGUGAUUGUGGGGGAUGACCGCCCUACCACGCCAUCGCUACCCCCGAAUACACGGGCUACCUCGGUGCACCAACCCGCUUACGCACAAACUACCAUCAUACAACAACACCAUUCCCCACAAAACCCCAACGUAAAAUUUACCCCCUCAUCUAGAUUUGCUAACACACACCAACACACUAAGCCAAACACGUACACUACCAUAAUAAGCCAACUACAUAAUACCGGCCCAACUAGGCCACACAAUCCGAACACUGUCAUGCGCCGCAACACAAAAUCUACCAUCACACCUCAACUCACCAAUGCACAGAAACACACUAAUCCAAACACACGCACUACUAUUAUACACCAACAAGCUAACACGCAUCCUAUUACACCACAACUUACUAUCACACAUGGUACUCUGGCACCCCUACAGCCUGAAACCCAGGCUACCAUCUCACAUGCACACACUACCAUCAUACAACACCCUAACAUACACCCCAUUACCCCGCAACCAUUGGAUACACAUGGCACUGUCACACCUCUGCACCCUAACACACAAACUACAAUCUCAAAUCAACACCCUAAUUCUGACACAAACUCUACCAUCACACCACAACUCACAAAUAUAGAUGCCAAUAGCACAGACCAGUAUCUGAACGAAACUACACAUCAACAUCCAAACACACAAACUGAAAUCACAAACCAACACACUGGCACGCAUACCAAUAUUACGCUCCAUCACCCAUCUGCAGUUUCCGUGACGACGGGUAGUGUGUUUAUAACUCCCGAUUUUUUCGCUUCCCCGGACGGAUUUCCUGUGCAUUCCCAUUCUCAACAUUCCCAGCCAGAUUCAAGGGAUUCCCAGCCAGAUUCAAGGGAUUCCCAGCCAGAUUCAAGGGAUUCCCAGCCAGAUUCAAGGGAUUCUCAGCCAGGAGUAAGGGUUUCCUACCUCAAUUUAAAUUAUUCCCAAACAGACCCAUCAAAUUCACAGCUUCAUUUUGGAAAGAUUGAGUCUGAUUUAAGAAAUUCUCAACAAAAUGUAAAUUAUUCCCAGAUGGAUAUCCCAACUUCACAACCACCUUUAAUAAAUUUCCACCCAGGCAUAUCAAAUUCCCAACCAGAGUUGAAAAGUUCUCCACUCGAAUCUUCAAAUUCCCAACGCGAUUUGAGACAUUUCAAACCAGAAUCAUCGCAUUCCCAUUCAGAUAUCACAAAUCCUCAUCUCGGUUCUCCAAAUUCUCAACCCCAUUUAGCAACUUCUCAACCAGAUUUUAGAAAAACUAAUUCGCAACCAAGUGCAAGAAUUUCCAGUUUGGAUGUCCCACAUUCUCAACCGGCCUUGGGAGUUUCCCCUCAAGGUCUUGGGGUUUCGGAAUCUUCCAUCAGGAAUUCUGAGUGGGACUUGCAGCCUUCCCAAGGGAUUGGUGUCCAGUGGCUAAUGGGCAAUGGAAGAUCGUGGGGGCCCAAUGGGGAAGAAAGGGCCGCCAUUGUGAAUCCACACACACUGCCAACGGCUGGCAUCAGCAGAGAUAUCCGUGAAGAUGUUAAUAGGGGACUCGGUGAUAUCAAUAGAGACGUGGGUAGUGAAAGCAGUGAUGGAAAUGGGAGUAGAAAUAUCAAUAGACAAAGUACCAGUAAUAUCAGCGUGGGUAAUAGUGGUAAUAAUGAAACCGAUGGAGCCAUCAAUAGUAAUAUCAAUAGCGGUAAUAUAAAUAGAGAAGCCAGGAGAUUGAGUGAUAGUACAAAACAAAAUGGUAGUGAAAGCAAUAUAGAUAGUAAUCGUGAUAAUGGUAGCAAUAAUAGCAGUAGCAACAGUGAUAGUCACACUAUCACGAGCAGCACCAGUGGCAGCAGCAACAGUGAUACCAAUAUUUAUAGCAGCAGCAGUGAUAGCAAUACAGGAAGCAUCGCCAGCAUCAUCGGUAAUAGUGGUAGUGAUGGCGGCAUCACCAGCAUCAGCAGCAUUAUGAACAGUUAUGGCGAACUUGGCAUUGGCAGGAUCAGCGAUAGCACAGAGGAAGACAGCAGAAGUAGCAUCAGUAUUGGGAGCAGCGUCAGUGACGGGAACAGUAGUGAAGACAACAGCGAUAGCAGCACCAGUGAUACAUUUCCCACCAGCAUGAGUAAUAGUAGCAUCAGUGAUAGCAUCAGCAGCGAUGGCAUUCCCACCAGCACAAGGGAUAGCAUCAGCAGUGAUAGCAUUACCGCAAGUGAUAGCAUUGUCACCAGCACCAGUGAUAUCAGUAGCACAAGUGAUAUCAGUAGCACAAGUGAUAGCAUUAGCAGUGAUAGUAUUAUUUCCAGCACCAGUGAUAGCAGCAGUGGAGGUGGUAACAGUGGCGGAUACAGCAGCAGUAGCUCUAGUGGUGGAGACACUGGCUACAGCAGCAGCGUUAUUGACAGUGGAGAUAGCAGCAGCAGAGAAAGCAAUGAAGAGAGCAGAAAUAGCAAUAGCAGAGGCAGCAACUUAAACCAUAAAGACAGCAUUGGAGACACUACCACCAGUCCCUACAGCAGUGUGGACAGCAGCACCUUUGGCAGAAGCAGCAGUGGAGACAUGACCACAAGCUACAGCAGUGGGAACAGCGGCAGUGGCCGUGCAUCCUGGACUCCAACCAAAACGUUCCUGCCAUGGUGGGAGCCUCAUCCUACUGUCGCCUUUGACUCCCGUGUCUCCCCUCGUAUGCUCACCCCAUCCAGCCCCGAGCCUCCAAUCACCUCCAGUUCUUCCUCCCAGCCUCCGUCAGUUGCCUCCAAUCACUCUCAGCCACCUCCAUCCACCACCCUGUCAAGUAACCUGAUUGGCAAUAGCAAAGCAUCAUUGAGAGGCCGCAUGGUGCCAGGUCCUCUGCUCGUGCUCCCUCUCUGCCUGCUCGUGGUGGCGGUGCUGGCCGUAGUGGUGGUGGUCACGCGGCGUGGAUUUUUCCAGCGACACCGCUACCGUCGUUUCUUCCUCAUUCCAAGAACAGCACGGAACCAGCAGCACAGAGAAGCACAGGACUCGUCCGUGGAGGAUAUCCCCUUUGUUCAUCUGUCUCCGUCCACCACCGUCUAAACAUAAUUUCUGCCUUGAAGGCUAGCUGCAUUCUCAAUUCCUACACAGUGUGAGACCCAUCUUCACACACCAGACCAACACCAAACAAAUUAAUCACAGUUGAGGGCCAUAUUUAGGCCGAUUGUCUUAAAUGAAUAUCUGCACACCGACUUGGGUGUGCGAGGAGUUUGGAAGAUUUUUUGACGCGUUAUUUCAGGUUAACGUCUAAUUUAAGUUUGAAUUGUUUGUCUGAACUUUAUUGAGAAUGCUGAAUAAAUUAAAUGCAUGAUG
Messenger RNA from Petromyzon marinus (sea lamprey), 3440 nucleotides. The record is from RefSeq and is a predicted model, not a curated record. NCBI's taxonomy places the organism in Eukaryota, Metazoa, Chordata, Hyperoartia, Petromyzontiformes, Petromyzontidae.